AAAAAAACCCCAAUUGGAAGCAACCAAUUCGAUCCCCAUUUUGAUUUUCCCCUCUUUUUCUCUAAUUUCACUUUCAUUUUCUCAGCUCUCUCUGACUUUGCCCUCUCUUUUCCCUUUCAUAUUCUUUCUCUGUUUUGUAAUCUCUCCUUCCUUCUCUUUUUUUUACCAAAACAAGAAAUUGGAUCAUGAGGCUCUUCUUUCCCUCUCCUUGAUUUUGGGUAGUGCUUUGAAUUUUACAGUAUCAUUGCAAAUAUUCCCCUUUCCUUUUUUUGGUGGUUUGCUCUUUGUGGAGUGGUGGGGAGAGAGAAAUUGUAAAGUGGGUGUCAAGGAAUAAGGUAAAAGGAAAGCUGGGUGUGCCUUGUGGGUGUUCUUCUUUGUAUCUUGAACCAGAAAAAAAAAUGGCCUGCCUCUGCCCCUGAGGCCUGACCUCUCUCUUUUGGGUUUUUGAAGUUUUGUUUUUCAAUCCCAUCCCACUGGUUUUUGGGUCUUGGUUCUUGGGGUUUUGAAGAACUUCUCUAUUUCUUACUUUUUGUUUUUGAUCUUUUGUUUGUUUUUGGCAAAGGGGAGAUUGGAGCUUGUGGUCCUUGCCUUUGGCUUUGGCUUUUGCAAUCAGCUCAGCUUCUAUUCCACUUUUGCUCCAUUCUGUGGCCUUGGAUUUAUUUUUCUUUACCUCCUUCCCUCUUUCUUCUAUCUUUUUACUCUCUCUCUCUAUUUUUCUCUCAUCUGAUCUGCAAAAUCAUCCUCCCAUUUCCCUACCCUUUGGGGGUUUCUUGAGAUCCAUCUCAAAUCCCUCUAGAUAAUCACUGUCUGUGAACAGACCUUCAAGUUUUCCUCUCUGUGGGCUCUCCAAUAGAACCAAAAAUGGUGAGAGGGAAGACACAGAUGAGGCUAAUAGAGAACGCCACAAGCCGGCAAGUGACCUUCUCCAAGAGGAGAAAUGGACUGAUGAAGAAGGCUUUUGAGCUCUCAGUUCUCUGUGAUGCUGAGGUUGCUCUUAUAAUCUUCUCCCCUAGAGGAAAGCUUUACGAAUUUGCAAGCUCAAGCAUGCAGGCAACUAUAGAACGUUACCGAAAGCAUGCAAAAACCAAAGAAGUCAUUGAUUCUUCAUCUGUGAACAUGCAGUUGGAGCAUCUGAAUCAAGAAGAAGCAGCAAACCUGAUGAAGAAGAUAGAGCAACUUGAAGUUUCAAAACGGAAAAUGUUGGGAGAAGAUCUGGGAUCUUGCUCCAUUGAUGAACUUCAAGAACUUGAACAACAGUUGGAGAAAAGUGUGUGCAGAGUUAGAGCCAGAAAGGUGGAAGUGUUUGAAGAACAGAUCAGCCAACUAAAGCAAAAGGAGAAAGUCUUGGAAGCUGAAAAUGCUAGUCUUCUUGAAAAGUGGGAGAGAGAGCCAGUGGGGGGAGAAAAGGAAGGGCAAAAAGGAGAGAAUUUGGGAAAUUAUACAGAAAGCAGCAGCCCAAUUUCAGAGGUGGAGACAGAGUUGUUCAUUGGGCCUCCUGAAACAAGGCCCAGAACUUUUCUUUCCCUUAAUUGAAUAAUCUUUUUUUCUUUUCACUUCCUAAUCUCCAAUAUUACUUUUUAUUAUAUUAAUUACAAUAAUAGUAUUUCUCUGUUUUAUCUGUAAUAAAUAAAGCAGUUUAAUGCCAGAGAGAGAGAGAGAGGUUGUAAAUAGUUAUCAUUUUCCAUCUCUAAUGAGUCGUCUUCUUUUUUCAGUA
Molecule: messenger RNA, 1714 nt
Organism: Momordica charantia (bitter melon)
Lineage: Eukaryota; Viridiplantae; Streptophyta; Magnoliopsida; Cucurbitales; Cucurbitaceae
Gene: AGL20
Product: AGAMOUS-like 20
Biological process (GO): positive regulation of transcription by RNA polymerase II
Cellular component (GO): nucleus
Molecular function (GO): DNA-binding transcription factor activity; protein dimerization activity; RNA polymerase II transcription regulatory region sequence-specific DNA binding
Source: RefSeq, a predicted model, not a curated record